Messenger RNA from Gigantopelta aegis, 2330 nucleotides. RefSeq names its product RNA-binding region-containing protein 3-like. Gene Ontology annotation, molecular function: protein binding; pre-mRNA intronic binding; U12 snRNA binding. The record is from RefSeq and is a predicted model, not a curated record. The coding region runs from base 149 to 1585 and encodes 478 amino acids. Gene Ontology annotation, biological process: mRNA splicing, via spliceosome. Gene Ontology annotation, cellular component: U12-type spliceosomal complex. The transcript is spliced from 2 exons. Lineage: Eukaryota; Metazoa; Mollusca; Gastropoda; Neomphalida; Peltospiridae.
AAAGCGUAGCAUGUAGAAGGUGCAGUUUAUGAGAGUUGUGAUGUUUUGUUGUUUUUAUUUUUGUUUUUUUCUCAGGACUUUUCUCUGCAUUUUUGUGACGUGAUUUACAUGUUCUCGUUCAGAAAGUUUUUGAUUCCUGUGAAGGACAAUGACCAAAAACGUGUUACUAAUUCGGCAUUUGCCCUCCGAAUUGUCUUUCCAGGAUAAGAAAGAUCUUCUGUGCCAUUUUGGAGCUAAUGAUGUCCGUGUGAUGGGUGUAAAGGGUUCAUUGAAACAUGCAGCAUUUGCCGAGUUCGAAGACAACGAAGCUGCAUCUAAUGCGCUGUCCAGACUUCAUCAGUUGGAAGUUGCUGGCAGUCGGCUUGUUGUAGAGUUUGCAAAUACUGCUACGUUUUCAUCUGUGCCUGAAUUAGAAAUAAAACCUAAAGAUAAGAUCUUAGGAAGUGAUUUGCCAGUAGUAUCAGAAACGAAGAAAACGAAACGGGAAGAAUUUCUAAAUUCUUUUAAGGAUGAUGUUUUUGAAAAAUGGGGUAUAAAUUAUCCACGAAAUCCGCAGUUGCAUUACAUUUAUCCCCCUCCCAAUGUAUCAAUAUUAGGAAACAUAACAAAUGCUUUGGCAUCGCACCCAAAGUUUUAUGUUCAGGUACUACAUUUGAUGAACAAAUUAAAUAUACCUGCCCCGUUUGGGUCUUUAACUCCAACACCACCCAUCCCAUCGGAUUUACCCCCAGAAAGGCCACCUGAACCAGAAAUACGAAAUGAAGAAAUGAACAGGUCAUCUUCUACAGAGUCUGAGAUUGAGAGUGCAAGUGAUACAGAACAUAAAGCUGCUUCAAGUGAACCUCUUGGUGUCAAAAGACCAGUUAACCACAAACAUAAAAAGGUUCACAAGAAAAUUAAGCUGAUGCCCGAUACCUUUGAGGCAGGUUUAACAGUUCCUUUGGAACAGGCAACAUGGAAACCGAAUGAAGUGUUUGAACAAACUGAUGCUCAAGGAUCCUUGGCGAAAAAAAUUCAUAUGAAGCUUCCAUCAAACAUAGAGCUGAAGGAAACUACUAUGGAAGAUUCUGCAGCUUCACUGGAAAAGGACAGUGUUAGCAUGGAUGAAAACAAACCUGGCUUUGGUAAACUUGAACCAGUUGAUAAACCUCAGGAGGAACACGAGAUGGAUCAAGGGGACAGUGAUGAGGAUCCUGAUGGACACGUCUCGUCGAGAGAGCUCAAGAAAGGAAGGCUGUCGGAAAGGCAACGGAAGGAAAUGCCAGUCUUUAGAAAUUAUAAUCGUGGGGAGGCAAGCUGCAGACUGUACAUUAAGAAUUUGGCAAAACAUGUCGGAGAGAAAGACUUGAAGUAUAUUUAUGGGCGAUAUGUUAAUCUGGAGCUGGAAGAACACAGAAAUAUUUUCGAUGUGAGACUGAUGAAGGAAGGCAGAAUGAAAGGUCAAGCGUUCGUGACUUUGCCUUCAGAGCAAGCAGCUACAGAAGCUGUUGAGGACACAAAUGGAUUUGUAUUGUUGGGCAAGCCGAUAGUUUGUCAAUUUGCGCGAUCUGCUAAAGUUAAAGAGAAGGAAAGUUCAGGAAAGUAGAUCCUUAGACUUGCCAAAUUGAAGAAGUAAAUAGACUUAUAAUGUAGUGAUGUUUUGUUACAGUUAAAUUACAAAGUGAAAAUAUAAACAUCUUACUUAUAAAUAAUGGAUUUGGGGGAGGGAGAUCGUUAUUGAACGUGUUUACAUUUUUGGUUGCAACUAGGUGAUGCAUCUAAUUAAAUGAGACAAAAAUUAAGCUUGGCAUUUGUACCUCAUUUAAUGCGACAUAUAUCGUAUUGCACUAUGAACAAAUCUGUGCAUAAAUAAAUUCCCACCAAUCAAAAGUAUGUAUCCAGUUGUUUUAUAUUCAUGAGUGAUGCAAACUGUGGGGAACGUUAAUUGAAUGUUUUGCUGUGAUGCAGAAUACACAUUCAUUAUUAAUUAGCAGUACAGACAGUAAAAAUACAAAAUGCAUUUUAAAAUAGAUGUUCGGUGAAAAAUGGCAUCGUCUGAUCGGUGAAGACUUUCGUCUACUUUACUGGGUGACUGCUUAAAACAAGAUUGACAAGUUACUGAAAAGGUGGCUACGUCUUGAUUACUGCUGAUGACUAAUUGGGUAUUGGUUUCUAUUUUUUCUUUCUCCUUUUUUGUUUUUGUUUUUUGUUUUUGUUUUUGUUGACAUGUAACAAACUUACCCGAAUACCAUGGAAGAUUAAAGAUCCAGUCUUUUUUUUUAACCUCAAGUGUCUGUUUACCAGAUUAAACCGGUGUGUGAACAGACUGAAUAAUAAAAAAUGUAACUACG